AACCGAUUUCCGGUUGUGUAGGAAGUGAUCCCCGUUGCUAGGCAACAGCACGACAACACGUCAACUGUCUCUGACACAACUUGGUGACAAACUUAUUCAUUUUGAAGGUAAGCUAGCUUGAAUCGACGAAUUUUCUUCUUGUUUCUUUGUUAAGCUAAAAAAUAAAAGAGGAGGAUGUAUGUUGAUCCUUCCACGAGUGCCCACAGACCUGCUUCUGGAAAAACUCAGGACAUUUCCAAUUUCCAUGUUUUAAAAAGUGUUUUUCCGGACAUUUAUUCAAAUGAAAUUAUCGGGGAGAACCUUUUGUCUAAUCUGGUCAAGACAAAAAAUGGAAGAGACGGCUUUCACUGCAGAUAUGUUGAAGAGCUUCAGCAGGCCUUCUUUGAAUAUAACCAGAGCAUGAAGGAAACAGAAAAACUGAAGAGUCAUUUGAUCCAGGCCAGAGCUCAGGCUGCAGCCAAGGAAAAGCAUGCCUUUGAGAGGAUGACAGAGAAUCUUGGAGACAUUUCAGAGUACCAGGACCUUUUCAUAGUCAAGUCUGCCUUUCCAUGGUGUGUGGAUGAAAAUCUUCUUAAAGCAAAUGACUUAAUUUCUCCUCAAGACUACUUACCAACACAAGAGCCACCCGCCAGAGCUGCAGAUAAAUACAAUGUGGCUAAGCUUACCAAUUCGGACACCAUGUCUAUGAAAAAAGAGCCUCGAGGUUAUGGUUUUACACCCACUAAAGAAAAGACAAAGCUAGCAAUGAGUGUUUUAGAUCACAGCCUGACCUUGGACUCCAACUCAGAUGGCCAAAGAGGGAAAAAUGACCUCAAGAAGAAUGUCGCCCAAACCAAACCAAGACCAAAGUGGAAGGAUGAGCUGAGCGCAACAGAUCAAGUAGAAGGGAUGAGAGAAAUUCAGAAGCUGAAGGAUCGCCAAAACUUCCUGCGCAAUCCCCGUUUCCUCUCACCGACAGCAGAGCAGGGUGGCGUGUCUCUCAUUCAGCGCAGGGGCCCAUCAAAAACAAAGCAUCAGAGUAAAACCGCUGAAGAGCAAAGCUUGUCAGGUGAUCCUCCUCCCAUAUUUAUUGCAAAGCCAUCAGUGGUGACUUUUACUGGCUACAAAGUGGGGCAUAUCUAUGAGACCACACUGGAGCUAAGAAAUGUCACUUCUUCAAGCCGUCACAUCAGAGUUUUGCCUCCCAACUCCCCUCACUUCUCCAUUGGAUUGGGGAGAUUUCCCAGUGAAGAGGGCACCAUUGCCCCCGGGAUGAGCUGCAAAUACUCGCUGCGCUUCAUUCCAGACUCCCUUGAAGACUACAAGGAUUUUCUAGUGGUCGAGACCCAAGCUGAACAGGUGCUCCUUGUGCCGAUUGAAGCUCAACGACCUCCUCCUAUACUCACCUUGCCGAAGGUUCUGGACUGUGGUUAUUGUCUGGUUGGAGGACUGAAGUACGUUGAGUUCUUGUGCCAAAAUGUUGGACAGAGCUCCGGGACUUUUUGCAUCAUUCCCAAAAGCCAGUGGCCUUUCUCCAACCUAAGGUCUCUGUCAAGGACGUACUUCUCUGAGCAGCCUCCCUUUGCAGUGGGACCCUCUCUGUUUCAGCUGGAGCCCGGAGACACCACUGUUAUAGAGGUGGUUUUCUCUCCAACUACUGCACAGAAGAGCCGACAGACUUACACAUUUGUCUGCGACAACUGUCAGGUUAAAGACUUUUCAAUCGAAGGUGAAGGCCAGCUGGUUGCCCUGCAGCUCGUAUCAGAAGAGAAGGAAACUCCUGAAGCUGGGGAAAUUCACGACGUCACUGCAGAGCAUUAUGUCAGAUUUGACGUGUGCAACCCUCAUUCUGUGCAACAUAAAAGGCUCGUCAUCCGGAACAAUGUCCACUUGGACCUGCCUUUUCAGUGGCAAAUCAGGCAGCCCAAUCUGUAUCCCCUACCCCCAGGAGAAGUCCCCGAACCCUCUCAGAUCCAUUUUCACCCAGCCACAGAUGAUGCGUUUCGGAUCAGCCCUGUGGCAGGUCUACUUCCUCCAUAUCAGGAUCAAGAGUUCUUGCUAACCUUCUGUCCAAAAGAGCUAAAGGAUUACCAUAGUGUCUGCCGCUUGGUCCUGAGAGAUGCUCCUGAUCCCCCAUCAGAACCCAGAGACAGCAACAUCUUUCAGCCCGUGGAGACUGUCAUUGCCAUGGAAAUAGAGGUCAAGGGGUCAACAGAGCCCUUUCAGAUCCUUCUGGAGCCCUAUGCCAUUAUAAUCCCAGGAGAGAUUUUUGUUUGCACCACCACUCACAGGCAGUUUAAGAUGUGGAAUCAUAGUAAAACCUUCAUAUUAUUUCAAUGGGAGAAGCUGAAGAGCAGUUACCACACGAUGGUUGUAGAGCCCCCUACUGGAAGAAUAGAGGAGAACGAAUGCUUUGAUUUUGACCUCAUUUUGUCUGGAAGGAAACCGGAGAAGCUGAAGACAAACUUAAUUUGCAACAUAGAGCACCACCUUCAACCCAUCACUCUACCAAUAGAAGUCUCUUUUAAAGGUCCCAUGGUGACUCUGAGUGUUCCCAGUGUGGACUUUGGGCUUGUGAGGCUUGGAGAACAGACUCACAGGAGCCUGGAACUCACAAACACCACCCAGCUCGAAGCUUUCUGGACACUGAUGGAGAAGGCUGAGCUGGAGGAGAGCCAAGUCACACAGAUCUCAGUGAAGCCAUGCAGUGGAAUGCUGCCACCGCUGGGUUCCUGCAGUGUAGAGGUGAUCUUCACGCCACAGUUCUGCCAGCAGUUUAAAGCAGAACUGGAGCUAGAAGUUGAGAACGGACGCGGAUGCCACGUUUGGAUUCAAGCAGAUGUGCAGUCUCCUCAAGUGUGUCUCCUUAACUGCAAGCUCGCCUUUACUGAAAUUUACCUUGGAGUUCCAAAAUCCGCCUCUGUAACGCUUUUCAACCAGACUGCGCUGCCAGCAAAGUUCAGCUGGGUGAGUCAGCUCCAUGGUAAACAGUGCUCAUUUUGUAGCGCCAGUUUUUUUCCUUCUUCCGGUGUCCUUGGACCAAAUGAAAGCCUGGAGGUGACAGUAGAGUUCACCUCUCACGCUGAUCUGGAGCUAACUGAAGUGGCUGCGCUCUGUGAGGUGGAGGGUAUGAACUUGCCUCUGAUUCUUGGAAUUGCUGCUUCUAAACCCAAGAAACUCAGUGUGUCCUAUUCGCUGCCCAGUGACGGUUUCCCGCUGAAUGGUCGUUGCACUUCACCAGUGGAGCUUGACUUUGGAGAUGAUGUCAUUUUGAAGAACCCUGUCACCAGACAGCUGCUGAUCACCAAUCAAACUGCAAUCGCAGCUCCUUUUGCCAUAGAGGUUGAAUACUUCACCUGCAAGGUUUUAAAACCAGAACCAGAACAAGGAUGCCCAAAAGUCAGGACCAAGCUCCAAACUAUAAAAGCAGAGAAGUUAGAAGCUAAAACGCAGGAAGAGUUUGUCAGUCAGCUCCUUGCUGAUGGGAGAGGCGCAGCGUUCCGUGUGGUUCCAGACUCGGGGCUGCUGGGGCCAUUUGAAACGCAAACUGUGGCUGUGACCGCCGUCACCGACAUGUGGGGGGAAUACAGCGACAACCUCAUAUGCAAAGUUGGCGAUCUGGAAGCAGUGAUUAUUCCACUGCGGAUGGCUGUCAGAGGCUGCCCGCUCUACUUCCAGAUGACUGGUCCAAGAACAGAUAACCAGUUCCAGGGGCCAAUCAUACGUUUUGGCACCUGCAUACCCGGAGGUGACACCGUUUCUCAUCCUCUACGCAUUAACAACCCCUCCACAUUUGACAUCCGCAUGGACUGGGAGACCUACAACAUCGAGAAGGACGACAGCAAACUGCUGGAUGUGGUGCUGGCAUUUGGAGAGCCGUUUCCUCCCAAAGAUGCUGACGGCAGUGAAAAGAUGAGGAGGCUUUCUGAGAUACGGGGGGAGAAGACCCCCACACUUGGAUCUGAUGGAACUUCCUGCAGCACUGCUGCACAGGGAGAGGAGGACCAAGGAGAUGCAGAAGGAGAGGAAGGUUGUGCUUUAACAUCUCAUGCAAAGAAAAAACUUGUCUCCGUCCACAUCCGGCCUCACGUGGGGAAACUCUCCGAUUAUCCCUUCUGCAUCAAUCCACAACAAAUAGUGAUUCCAGCGAAGAGUGGAGCGACCAUCCACGUUUCUUUCACGCCCUUGACUCCGUCUGAGUGUGUUUCCGAGAGCAGAUGUUCGGGCCUCGCUCUGGGUUUCAUGAGCCUCGACUUUGAGAUGGCUGCGUGUGUUCCAGGUAAAGUCAGAAGGGCACAGGGUUUGGAAUUACAGCCUGUCAGAGUGGAUCUACAAGCAGCCGUGAAGCCUGCAGCGCUGUUAGUGCAAAUGGAGGAGGUGGGCGAGGCGCUGGAGUUUAAGGCCUCUGCUGGUGAUUUACUGAAAGUGGAUUCACACAAGGAGCUGGUGGUUUGCGAAUUUGACGUUUCACAGACAUUUCAGCUGAGGAAUACUUCAGAGGUGGCUUUGCACUUCAGAAUGGAGACUCAGCCUCCAUUUUCAGUGUUAAAGGCUAAGCAGAAAGUGUUCAGCACCUCCAGCCGCCCUUCUGCAGGGAGCAGACAGGCUCUGGUGCUUCAGCCAAGGGACACCAUGCAGGUGAAAGUGGCUUUUCACCCUACCAUGCAUCUUGUGGACACAGCAGACCAGACAGAAGAGAAAGUCCCACCAGGGGUGACACUGGUCAACACUGAAAAGGGUCUGAAGAAAUUGAAGUUUGAGCAAAACCUCCUGAUUCACUAUAGCAACAACUCUCUGCAGAUUGUGCCUCUCUGUGCUCAUUUACUCCUGUCCACGCUGAGCCUCUCCACUGACCGUCUCAGCUUUGGAGUUUGUUACGUUGGGCAAACAAAAAGCAGAGAAAUAACUCUUUCUUGCAGAGGAUCCCACACCUACUGGAAAUCAACUGCAGAUAGUCGGGAAUCUCACGUUUUUAAAGUUACACCAAACUUUGGGCUGCUCCGGCCGAAGGAGCCCCAUGGGACCUGCAGCGUCAAACAGCAUCUUCAGAUCAGCUUCACUCCCAGUGAGGACAGGGAGUUCAGGGCUGUGGUGCUGAUUCAGGCGCCUCUGGUCAAAACUCCUCUCACUCUGGAGCUCCAAGGAACGGGAACGUUUGACGAGAUGUCGAGAUGUGUGUCAGAGUUAUCUCCUGUUAGCAUUUAGUUUGGGAAUCUAAAACCUUUUUGAAAUGUUUCAGACUUACAGCAGAUAGAAGUUUGUUUGUGAGUCAAACUAAUAUAAGGAUUUGAUAAAUAAAACAGUAUGUUAAAGAAAUUUGCCUCAGAAUUCAGUGAAGAUGGGAAUGUGGGUCCAAAACACAGAAUUCUUCAAACUUUUCAAACAAAAUCUUUAAGGUUUUAAAUUGAGUUUAAAAAUUUGCUGAAAGUUGACAGAUUUCUUUACUGUCUGACAACUAAUCUUAUCUUAAAGCAAUCUUCUUGGAGAAUUUUGAGAGUAAAAAAAAAAUGUUCUUUUAAAAAUAUUCUUUUCUUUUUGCAAAUAGCCAUUUGUUGAAAGCUGACGUCUGAAACUGAUCACUGCUAAAGUGACCAAUCAUUCAAUAAAGUUAAUAGUAGAGGUAAAAUCAAACGAACAAGGUUCUAAAACAAUAAAGAUGUCUUGUAAAGAUGCAAAGUUAAAAUGUAAAAAGUGAAAGAUUAUAAUAUCAUUGUGGAUUUUUGACUAAAAGGCAUAAAAUGAGCAAUGUUUAUAAAAGAAAAUACGUUUUUUAAAUGUGCGCACAAUGUGCUUCAAUGGACAGCAACUUUUGAAAACAGCUUUUAAAAGCUGAAUACAAUUGGAAACAAUGUCGACUUUUGCUUGUCUAAUAAAGAUUUGAACAAUAUUUUUGAUGAAAAAAUUCUGAAAGUUGAUUUUAUGGUCAGUUUAAAACGAUCAUUGGGCACAAAAUAGCCUAAUAUUUUAAAAGCUCUAAAAGAGAGUAAAGCCAAGACUACAAGCAGAGUAGAGUUACUUAUCUGAUUGAAUUAAAAAAAUAAAGAAAGAAACACAGAGCAACAACAUCAGGCAAUGAUCCCUUACUGCAGACUGCUGACUCAUAAAUCAAAACAGAUAAAAGCAUCAAGAGUCAGAUUAUGAUGUACACAAACACUAUUGUGCAUUUAAUAACUUGUCUGGUGUCAAAACAGUCUAAUGCUGAGGUUUUUAAAUCUUUAAAUCCUCAAUAGUCCUCUGAUUUUAUUGCAGAAUAAAUAAAGGAUGUUUUUUUGACAGGCCGGAUUCUGCUUAAACUCACUAGACCUCCAGAUAAAAGGUUUCCUUCUUCGCGUAAUUCUCUGUUUAUCAUUGAACAGUUUUACCACACGAGUCUUUGAUAAACACACUGUGCUGCUGUGACAUUUUUACAAAGUCUGCUGCAGUAAAAUAAGCAAAAUGAAAACAGACACAAAGGCUGGAUAAGAAGAAAAAAAAAAGCCUUAAGCUGGGUUUCUCCAUUAGGAAUAAUGUACCAGAAAGGCUUUUGACCUUAAAAGAGAAUGUUUUUGCUGUAGCUUUAUUGAUUUUUAAGUCAACAAUAUUUUUUAAAACAUAAGGAAGGGAACAGUAUGUCCUCGUGUAUUUAUAUUCAUAACUUGUGCAGUAAUAUAGAGAAAAAAGCUGCUCCAACACCUAAAUACCUUAGAUCAUAAUAAUAAUAAUAAAUCUUACAUUUCUGCAGGUACGUGUUAGAUAAUCUAUCGACUUUAUGAAGUAAAAACAAAACAUCAGCUGGAGAAGAGAUUGGACUUUUUCUCCAGAGACCUCAAAGCUCUCAUCCUCAGCACAGUUUAGCAGUGCAGACAUCUGCAAGCAAUACUGAGAGAGUCCUCAGAGAGAUGCAAAUAUCCAAUUGCUAUUCACUGCACUCAGUCUCACACAGAAAAAGGCAUUUCUGACCAAAACAGCUCUGCAUGGAAAUGCUGGGACACUCGUGAAGGGGUAAAAAGCUGCUUCUGGACAUCUCCGUCUUCAGGAUUAGGCUGCUUUUUUGUUGUUAAAAUCAGUGAAAACAUUUUUAUCUGUGUCAACGUAACAAAUAUGAGCCCCAGUGACUGUCACCUUUCAUCACAUUUGAGCUUGCAUCAUCGAGACUACAUUACCUGUUGCGUAAACAUCACCUGCAAGCCGAUACUCUCACUCUUGACGAGGCAAACCCACAAGAAAGCCACCCAGCAGGAAUGACCUGCUGACGUGUUUAGAGCCUGGGAGAUCAACACUGACAGUGUCUGUAAUCGGACUUAAAGGGACUUGUUUUUGAGCGCUUCACUGGUCACGUCGUCAUUUGUAAGAGAGUCAGGAAGUGGAGGUUGCAGCUUCUUAGAAUGAAU
Oryzias latipes (Japanese medaka) is the source of this 7349-nucleotide messenger RNA. The record is from RefSeq and is a predicted model, not a curated record. Lineage: Eukaryota; Metazoa; Chordata; Actinopteri; Beloniformes; Adrianichthyidae.